Molecule: messenger RNA, 3500 nt
Organism: Xyrauchen texanus (razorback sucker)
Lineage: Eukaryota; Metazoa; Chordata; Actinopteri; Cypriniformes; Catostomidae
Product: mast/stem cell growth factor receptor kita-like
Exons: 21
Coding region: 94-3024 (976 amino acids)
Biological process (GO): Kit signaling pathway; B cell differentiation; positive regulation of receptor signaling pathway via JAK-STAT
Cellular component (GO): signaling receptor complex
Molecular function (GO): ATP binding; cytokine binding; transmembrane receptor protein tyrosine kinase activity
Source: RefSeq, a predicted model, not a curated record
UGCACUGGCGACUGUUGCGCGGGUUUACAGAGCUCGAGACAGUAUCAGUACCAAGCGGACUCGCGCACAUAUGAGAUAGAUGGAAUUAUAACAAUGGACCAUCACUGCGUUCUGUUUUCUGUUUUGUUACAGUUAAUCUUCCAACCAGGUAGGUCCAGACCCAUUAUCACUCCGGAUGCACCCCGGCUCACAGUUCCACUGUAUGGUGACUUCAGCUUGCGUUGCCAGAGCAACAGUUCCGUGCGGUGGCUGCGAGAAGAUCGUCCAUCACGGAUACUGAAGGGGGAACGUGAGGGCCAACUGACAAUUCUUAAAGUGACCAAAGCCGGCCCACAACACAUGGGCAAAUAUUCGUGUCAGGAGGAGAUGUCUGGUGAAAAGAGCUCCAUCUAUGUAUAUGUUAAAGCAGAUCCUGAAAAUCCCUUCAGAAGGGGCAUCGUGUUUGACAUUGUUGCGAGAGAAGGAGACACAGCCACAAUCCCAUGCUUGCCGACGGACUCCAAUAUGUCAGAAUUACACCUGGAGAAAUGUGACGGACGGCCCCUGCCUAACAGUCUGCGAUAUUCGUCCAGCACUGAGAUGGGUGUGGCAUUGGAAGAUGUUAGGAAGCACUUUGAGGGAUGUUACAUCUGCGUCGGGACUUUGGCAGGAGCCACGGUUAAAUCCGGAGAAUAUAAAUUGAAUGUCCGUCUCGUUCCAGAUGCACCACCUCUGAUCACACUGGGUCAGCCUCAAAGAAUGCUGCUCACCCAAGGGGAAAAGCUCUCCCUAUCCUGCUCCACCUCAAAUGUCAACAGUGACAUCACAAUCAAGUGGAAGUCUCCAAGCGGAGUUCAACCAUCAGUGCAGCAAGCCUCACUCCUCCUGACUGAGCCCAUAUCCCAUAUGCGAACAGCCACCCUCAACAUGGCGUCUGUGAUGCUACGGGAUGCAGGGAGUUACAGCUGUGAGGCAAUGAAUGAGAGAGGGACAAGUGCAAAAUCAGUCUGGGUUGACAUAUAUGGUAAAGGCUUUAUUAACCUAACAAGUGUGGAUAACAGCACUAAGAGAGUGCGGGCUGGGGAAAGUCUGUCCCUGCGUUUGGUAAUGGAUGCUUACCCUAAACCUCACACAUUUUCUUGGAGCUACAGUGGAGUAAAACUUACCAAUACUACUGAUCAUGUCAUUACCAGCCAGUCAAAUGGGAACAGUUACACCAGCGAACUGAAACUGGUGCGUCUCAAGGUGUCAGAGAGUGGCGCGUACACCUUUUCAUGCUCGAACCAAGGCGCAACUGUUCAUCAAACAUUCGAAGUCCACGUCAUAAGUAAACCACAGAUUGUGUCCUAUGAAGGCCCUAUUGAUGGACAGGUGCGCUGUGUGGCUGAGGGUUACCCCACCCCUCAGAUACGGUGGUAUUACUGUGACCAACCACAUUCAAGGUGCUCCAAUUUGCUGAAUGCCACUCAAGAGGAGGAGGAUGUUGUCACCGUAACUAUGACGAAUCCACCCUUUGGGAAGGGCGCAGUGGAGAGCCGUCUAAACAUCACCAAGAACAAUUAUCCCACCCUUGAAUGUGUGGCAUCUGCCAACGGAGAAAUCGUUUACACUCUCUUCUCAAUCAGCGAGAGCACUGUUCCUCAUGAGCUCUUUACACCGCUACUCAUCGGUUUUGUUGCCGCGGCAGUUAUCCUUGUUCUGAUCCUUAUUGUGCUGUCCUACAAGUACAUGCAGAAACCCAAAUACCAGAUACAGUGGAAAGUCAUAGAGGGCAUUCAUGGAAAUAGUUAUGUGUACAUUGAUCCCACCCAGCUUCCAUAUGACCACCAAUGGGAGUUUCCCAGAGAUAAGCUGAGAUUUGGAAAAACUCUUGGAUCUGGAGCAUUUGGGAAGGUGGUGGAGGCCACUGCUUAUGGAAUGUCCAAGGCAGACACAGUGAUGACUGUAGCUGUGAAGAUGCUGAAACCAAGUGCUCAUUCCACUGAGAAAGAGGCCCUGAUGUCAGAGUUGAAGGUGCUUAGUUAUCUUGGCAACCAUAUUAACAUUGUCAACCUGCUAGGUGCCUGUACUGUUGGAGGUCCAACACUAGUUAUAACAGAGUAUUGCUGUUUCGGUGACCUGUUGAACUUCUUGCGUAGAAGGAGAGAAUCCUUCUACUACUCUACACUGGGAGAAGACCCUUACUAUAGAAAUGUCAUGUUACAUCCAGAAGCAAGCAAGAGCAGGAAUGGGUACAUGACCAUGAGGCCCUCGGUAAUGGGAAUUCUGUCUUCAGAAAACAGAAGAUCACUUAAUAAAGGUGAUACAUACAGUGAUUCAGAUGCUGUCAGUGAGAUUCUGCAGGAAGAUGGUUUGACUCUGGACACUGAGGAUCUUCUCAGCUUCUCCUACCAAGUCGCCAAAGGAAUGGAUUUCCUGGCAUCCAAAAAUUGUAUUCACAGAGACCUGGCAGCCAGAAACAUUCUCCUCACCCAAGGACAUGUGGCCAAGAUCUGUGACUUUGGACUGGCUCGGGACAUCACUACUGACUCAAACUAUGUUGUUAAGGGCAAUGCUCGUCUCCCGGUAAAGUGGAUGUCCCCCGAGAGCAUCUUUGAAUGUGUGUACACCUUCGAGAGUGACGUCUGGUCUUAUGGCAUCCUGUUGUGGGAGAUCUUCUCUCUCGGAAGUAGUCCCUACCCAGGCAUGCCUGUGGACUCCAAAUUCUAUAAGAUGAUCAAGGAGGGAUACCGAAUGGAGUCGCCUGAAUUUGCCCCAAGUGAAAUGUACGAGAUCAUGCACUCAUGCUGGGAUGCCGACCCCUUUAAGAGACCCUCGUUUAGGAAGAUAGUGGAAAAGAUCGAACUGCAAAUCUCAGACAGCACCAAACAUAUUUACUUAAACUUCAGCUCCAAGUUACCAGUAGCACCAUGGCCCUGUGAGGAGUCGAGUUCUCAUGUCCUUCGGCUAAACUCUGUCGGAAGUCACAGUAACGCCACUCAGCCCCUGCUCUCUGGCGACGAUGUCUUUUUGGAGGGAACAGGGCCUCAUCACCCUCCAGUUUGAAGAUCCCAUUCCCUAUUCUCACUUAACUAGGGGCUCGGGAAAGUGGCAUUCAUCUAUUGAGACUCUUAGCCCUAACCAUGGUUCAUUAUAGCUGUCUGGCAUACAUGAGGUCUUUGGUGGAAAACACUGAUCACAAGUCAGAGAUGAGUCAUAUUCUUUCCAUUACAUUUCUUGCAGAUUGUGUAAAUAAGACUCCCGCCAGAUAUGGCAGUGAUGGUGUUCAUACCCAUCAACAUUUCAUGUAUUCUUUGGAAUAUUAUAGAACAUAGUUAUUGAGUUUAUGCUGGUAUCACUCCAUGGUACUAUAUCCAACAAGAGUCUGCAGGAGGCGUGAACUUGUUUAAAUCUCUAUGCUUUCAAAUUUACUACGUUAUUGUGUUAUAAGUUGUAUAUUAACAUACUAAUGCUUCAUUUGCUAAUUGUCAAAUUGUGUUUAAGAAAACACUUAUGUGUUGAAUAUAACUUAAUAACUGAGA